CCGUCUUCUCCUCCACCCCCCGUCGGCAAAUAUUGCAACGAUAUGCUGCUCGCCGGUGCUCAUCUUGCUUAGGGGCUUUCUUGGCAUUCUGCCUCCGGCAAGCUCUGACUACUAACCCCCCCCCCAGAUAACUUUAUUUUGUACCCUCCCAAGACCCAAGACCCAAGACCUGCGGUGCCCAGGAGAAACGAGGGAUGCCAAGACGACUCGCAAAAACCUACGGCACAUCCAUAAUAUCCCCCCCUACAAGGCCUAGGCGGGCCAAGGCGGCUUCUGUGGCCCAUUUUGGAGUCAGAGAGCUUGAUAGCGCCUCUUGGCAGGCAGCGUUUGAGACCUCUCAAGACUCUAGUAGAAUGGGAAAUGCCAAGACUCUCGUGCCUCUCUGUCUCUUUCUCGUUGUCGAAAUCUCUCGCCUCUGGCGCCUUUUUCGCCCAGACUUUGCCCAGGAGCUUGCCCAGCCCGCCCAGCUGCCCAGUGAAAGCGCCAGGCCUCAGCUCUUUUUUUUUCCCUCUUCCUUUUGUCUUGUCUCCCAUUCAUUCAUUUCCGCCCUCUGUUUUGCUCUCUGUUUCUCAUUCUCUCAUCUGCUUUUUUGAGUUUUUGUCUUCUCUUUUUCCUCCGUCGUAUCAGGAGGGCGGAAUGACAUGGUCAGGCGCUGUCGGAUCUCCUUGCUUGGCGAUUCCUGGGCUUCUCUCACCAAGCACUCUAUCGCCUAAAAGGUCGCUGAAUUCACGUUCGGAAACGUAUGGGAUUUUGGUAUCUUGGUCCCGUCCAUCCCAAUCCAUACAUAUACAUACGAAACAUUCACACACGGACACACCCCGGCCGGCCUGACUUUACUCUCCCUGGACGGUUCUUGAUAAACCCCCGGACACCCUCCACCCCCAUACUCGCCCUGGUACCUGAAUCUCCAUCAACGGCCUGCGACUAGUGUUGACUUUUGUGUGGGGAAUCGCCACUACCAUUUCUUGAAUAAUUAUCGCCGUAGACCCUCGAAACCGCCUCGAAAAAGGUCCAAGAGGAAAGAGGAAAAGGGAAGGGGGAAAAAAAGACAAUCAAACUAGCACGGGGAAUAGACGGAACGGAAGGCCAUACCCGCACACACGCACCCGCACUCACAGCCCUCCGACGCCGCCAUGUCCCUCCACAACGGCGCAUACAGCCAUCCAGGCUACUCGGCGCCGCCCUACAGCCAGGGAUAUCACCACCCGCCCGGGGGACAGAUGUACGCCAACGGCCACGGCAACACGCAGGUCUACUACACGCCCUCCGGCCACGACGCCGCGCCGUCGUCGACGACGCACGGCGCGCCC
Colletotrichum navitas is the source of this 1310-nucleotide messenger RNA. RefSeq lists its product as uncharacterized. The record is from RefSeq and is a predicted model, not a curated record. NCBI's taxonomy places the organism in Eukaryota, Fungi, Ascomycota, Sordariomycetes, Glomerellales, Glomerellaceae. The transcript has a single exon. The coding region runs from base 361 to 831 and encodes 156 amino acids.